This is a messenger RNA of Paramacrobiotus metropolitanus, 2197 nucleotides long. Its product is annotated as retinoblastoma-binding protein 5 homolog. NCBI's taxonomy places the organism in Eukaryota, Metazoa, Tardigrada, Eutardigrada, Parachela, Macrobiotidae. Gene Ontology annotation, cellular component: Set1C/COMPASS complex. Gene Ontology annotation, molecular function: protein binding. The coding region runs from base 437 to 1888 and encodes 483 amino acids. The record is from RefSeq and is a predicted model, not a curated record. The transcript has 5 exons.
CGAUCCAAGCCUUUUGAAAGUUUUUGUUUUGAAUAUUUUCGAAUUUGCGAUGCUAAAAAUCGACAGUUGAUGACUUGAUAGUAAUACGCUAUAAAAAGUUAGUUAAUAUGAUUAUUUUAACAGAAAAUUUUGGUUUCUUCAACUUUCUUAAUUGAUUGAUCCUAAGCCAGAAACGGCUGCACAGUGCACACCCUCAAAAGGAUGUGCAUCUAGUCAGUUAUCGCUUUUAUCCCGCGUCUUCCUUUUUUUGUGAAUAACAAUCGUUAAAAUAUACGGUUAUUUUAUCACUUCCACGUUAUGAAUUUAUGACUGAUGUGAGACACCCACCACAAGGUAUAACUCCAAGAGCUGAAACCACGACCCCGGGUCUUAUCAGUCUGCAACUCUGCACCCUUCUCUAGGAAGAGAAAAGAGUUGUUGCCCUUGUAGUAUUUGAAUGGCUCUUUCGAGCAAUCUGGAAUUUUUUCUUGAUUCGUUUGGACAGAAUUAUCCUGAAGAACAACAUGGAACUUUGGACUGUAUCAGCAUUGCGCUGACAUGUGCUUUCAAUCGACAGGGAACGUUGUUGGCCGUGGGCUGCAACGAUGGGCGCAUCUGUAUCUGGGACUUCACUACGCGAUGCAUCGCGAAGAUUAUUACGGGACACGUGCAUCCCGUAUGUUCCUUGAGCUGGAGUCGUAAUGGGCAGCGUAUAGCCAGCUGCAGCACGGACAGCAAGGUGUGCAUUUGGGAUACGUUGAGUGGCGAACCAGUUUGGCAGUACAACUUCUCCACACCUAUCAUGAAAGUCCAGUGCCACCCGCGAAACAUGGACGAAUACGUCGUCGUUCCCUUCAAACAGCUGGCUUUGGUAGUCAAGCUGGGACGGCCUGGCUUCACCCGUUUACCGACCGAAGACGGUGCCGACGAUUACCACACAUACGCGACGUACAGCAGGCGGGGCGAUUACAUCAUUACCGGCAAUCCCAAAGGUCACGUAAUGGUACUGGAUUCUGUGACCAUGCAAGUCCGUGCCUCUUUUCGGAUUAUGACUGCCGCGGCUACUGCUACAGCUAUUCGAACUAUUGAAGUUUCUCGACGUCUAGAAAAUAUGGUUGUAAACACCGCUGAUCGGAUUAUCCGUGUAUACAGACUGUCGGACAUUAUUUGUGCUGGCCAGGGUGGUGACCCAGAACCUUACCAAAGGUUGCAAGAUUUGAUUAAUAAAAAUGCAUGGAAAAAGGCCUUUUUCUCAGGUGAUGGAGAAUAUGUUUGUGCUGGGUCAGUGCGGUAUGCACUGCAUAUCUGGGAGAAUUAUACGGGCACAUUGGUAAAAAUUCUUCACGGAACAAAAGGUGAAACGCUUAUGGAUGCAGCAUGGCAUCCCGUGCGACCAAUCAUAGUUUCCGUGUCGGGAGGAAUUGUCUCCAUUUGGUCACAAACUCACAUUGAAAACUGGAGCGCAUUUACACCAGAUUUCCGUGAGUUGGACGAGAACGUUGAGUAUGAGGAGCGAGAAAGUGAGUUCGAUUUGGAAGAUGAAGAUCGCAGCGUUAAAGAAGAGGAAGAAAUUAGGGAUGAAAACGAUUACGUGGACGUUGUCACCGUGGAAAAGAAUACGGCAUAUUGCAGCAGCGAUGAGGAGGAAGAAGAUCCCGGGGCAGUGCUGUAUAUUCCUAUUACUCCUGAAAUAGAAGACCCGGAAGACGUUGCUUGGAUGAUGGAGAUGUAUCCGGAAUACAUACCGCCUAUGAUGCCUGCACCCCCGGCAAGCCCACCGAAAGCGGCGGAACCUAAACGACCCAGGAGUCGCAAGGAUUCACAGACCGGUUAUCCACCAAAACGACCUAAGAUGGAUUCACCUGCCAGCGCAGACAGUGGACGGUCUCGAUCGGAUUCACAAUCGUAGACUGACCAUUUUCCAUGAUCAACAGCGUAGCAGUAAUCCCAAUUGAUUGUAAUGUCUGGUUCUGUUAUGAUUUUUCACAUUUUGUAUGAGUAUGAUUAAGUACAGUUUUUGGCAUGCGAAAGUUUUUGAAUCGUUCCGAAGUACUGCUGUGGAGCGGUGAUGUUUGCUUUUCCUUUCUCAGGUCUUCUUUGCAGUUAAAUGCAUUUAAUUAAUUAUUUAUAUCACAGUUGGAUUUUGAAUAAUUACUUUUGAUGUGUUUUUUUUCCAAAUUGAGCCGGUAGGGUCUCCAAAGCAUGAAUGAAAACAAAA